Messenger RNA from Suhomyces tanzawaensis NRRL Y-17324, 1050 nucleotides. Its product is annotated as ketopantoate reductase family protein. Gene Ontology annotation, molecular function: oxidoreductase activity. The record is from RefSeq and is a predicted model, not a curated record. Bases 1 to 1050 code for a protein of 349 amino acids. Gene Ontology annotation, cellular component: cytoplasm. The transcript has a single exon. Lineage: Eukaryota; Fungi; Ascomycota; Pichiomycetes; Serinales; Debaryomycetaceae.
AUGACUCGUAUCUUAUGCAUUGGCAUGGGUGGUGUGGGGGUCAUUGUCAGCUAUGGCCUCCUGCUUAACCCCGAAGUGGAGGUAACUGCCGUGGUCAGAUCUGCCUAUACAAAAGUCACGGAGCAAGGCUACACCAUCAGUUCUGUGGACUACGGUGGCAGACGGAACAAUGACGAUCCCAACGAGGCCGAGAACGCCAUCAAAGGCUUCAGGCCUCACAAAGUGGUCAAGGCAUUGUCUGAAUUGAAGCUGAGCGAUCCGUUCGAUUACAUCGUUGUUUCCACCAAGUGUAUUCCCCUGGACAACAACGUUUGGGACGACGUCGAGCAGGCCAAGUCGUUCCUCAUCAAGCCUAAUAGGGGAACCAGCAUCGUGCUUGUACAGAACGGAAUUGACAUCGAACAGUACUGGGACUCGCUCGCCCCCGAAGUCAACUUGAUCAGUGGAGUUUCAUAUAUUAGUUCUACCAACAUCGACUGCUUGGUGACCCAGUACGGCACCGAUAUCUCACUCUAUGGAUUGUUUGACUUCACGCGGUUGGACGACUUGCAGGCCAAGCAAUCGCUCUCGACGUUCGUCGAGCUCUUGAGCAACCCCUACAAUUCGAUCUCGAUUGACCACAACACCCGAUUGACUCGGUGGAAGAAGCUCCUCUAUAACGCCUCUUUCAACAGCGUGUGCUGUUUGACCAAGAAGGACGUGGGCCAGCUCUUUGAGGCCGAGGGCUUCACAGACCGCGUGAUUGUUCCCAUGAUGGAACAAGUGAUGGAGGCUGCCAACGACGACUUGCAGCGCUAUGAUUAUGGCGAGCACAACGGGCUCAUUUCUCGCGAAAAUAUUACCUUUUUGAUGGACGCCACACGCAAGAGUGAUGCUGUUAACAACUACCGGCCCUCGAUGUUGGUGGACGCCCUCCAUGGACGGCCCAUUGAGUUGGAGAUCAUCAUGGGGAACAUCGUUCGUAUUUACGGCAAGAACAACCCUGGCCAGGGGGACGACAAGAUCUCCAAGUUGCGCUUGGUGUACGACUUGUUGGCAAUGCAGAAUUAG